Molecule: messenger RNA, 294 nt
Organism: Symbiodinium necroappetens
Lineage: Eukaryota; Dinophyceae; Suessiales; Symbiodiniaceae
Source: the annotation of a GenBank genome assembly
AUGCCCCGCUGCUCGCCGUGGAGGAAGCGAUUGGGGAACCAACCCACCAUGAACCGAAAGUGCACGCGCAGGCAAAGCGCCGCCGUGCUUGGCGCCGCCGUUCGGCCCCGCUCAGGCGGCCAGGGCGGCGCAGCCGGGCAAAGGCCCCGGAAGAGGCGGAGGAGAGUGCCCAUCCUGAGCAUCAGCCGACAGAGGCAGCAUUUGUGGCAGAGGCUUAUGGCUACGGGUUCUAUCGGCCAUGUUGGGAUUGGCCUUUAUCACGACUCGAGAAGAAGCUGCGACUGUUGGAGCUAG